This is a messenger RNA of Anneissia japonica, 1174 nucleotides long. Its product is annotated as elongation factor 1-gamma-like. The transcript has 9 exons. The coding region runs from base 26 to 1174 and encodes 382 amino acids. The record is from RefSeq and is a predicted model, not a curated record. NCBI's taxonomy places the organism in Eukaryota, Metazoa, Echinodermata, Crinoidea, Comatulida, Comatulidae. Gene Ontology annotation, biological process: translational elongation. Gene Ontology annotation, molecular function: translation elongation factor activity. Gene Ontology annotation, cellular component: cytoplasm; nucleus.
GUAUUCGACCUUUUUAACGUUAACCAUGGCUGCUGGUACAUUGUACACAUAUCCAGAUAACUUCAGGGCUUACAAGGUGCAGAUUGCUGCAAAAUACAGUGGUGCUGACGUAAAGGUUGUGCAAGAUCCACCAGCUUUCAAACUUGGGGAGACAAACAAAUCUGCAGAAUUUCUAAAGAAAUUUCCUCUCGGAAAGGUCCCAGCUUUUGAAGGAAAUGAUGGAACUUUACUCACUGAAAGCAAUGCAAUAGCUUUCUAUGUUGCCAACGAGACCUUAAGGGGAUGCAGUGUGCAGGAACAGGCUGCUGUGCAGAUGUUUGUGAACUUCGCUGACAACGAGAUUAUGCCAUCAGCAUGCACCUGGGUAUACCCAACACUUGGCAUCAUGCAGUUUAACAAACAGAACACAGAGCGUGCCAAGGGGGAACUGAAAAAUGUUAUGUGUUACCUGAAUGAGCAUUUGAAGACACGAACUGUGCUAGUAGGAGAAAGAGUCACCCUUGCUGAUAUAUCUGUCGCCUGCAAUCUCUUGAUGCUUUAUCAACAGGUAUUUGAUCCAAGCUUCCGUCAGCCUUAUGGUAACGUCAACCGGUGGUUCAUGACAAUUGUCAACCAACCACAAGUCAUUGAUGUUCUUGGGAAUGUGAAGCUCUGUGAAAAAAUGUCUCAAUUUGACGGUGAGUUUUCUGAAAGUUGUCAAAUAGAAUUUCUAAUACUAAAUUUAAACGAGAUGAAACUAUUUGAAUAUAUGACUACGUAUUAUAAAUUUUUAAAAAAUGUAUUUACUUGUAGCAAAUUUGUGCUGGAUGAAUGGAAACGAAUGUAUUCUAAUAACCCAGUAGAUGUUGCAUUGCCAUGGUUUUGGGAAAAUGCAGAUUUUGAAGGCUAUUCUAUUUGGUUCUGCGAGUACUUAUACCCUGAAGAUCUGAAGAUGGUGUUCAUGGCCUCAAACUUAGUCUCCGGUGCAUUACAAAGAUUGGAUAGCAUGAGGAAGCAUGCAUUCGCCAGUAUAUUAAUUCUUGGAGAGAACAAGAACACCAAAAUCCAGGGCGUUUGGUUUUGUAGAGGUCAAGAUCUCAUUUUUGACGCAAGAAUCAACAGUGUUGUUGAUCUGCAGAUAUAUGUGCCAGAGCAGAAUGAGAAGUGGGUAAUAAAUAUUUCACAGAUGGAAUGA